Messenger RNA from Trypanosoma rangeli, 1764 nucleotides. RefSeq lists its product as uncharacterized. NCBI's taxonomy places the organism in Eukaryota, Euglenozoa, Kinetoplastea, Trypanosomatida, Trypanosomatidae. Bases 1 to 1764 code for a protein of 587 amino acids. The transcript has a single exon. The record is from RefSeq and is a predicted model, not a curated record.
AUGAAAAGGGCUUUGAACCCCAACGCCGGGGAGUUUCACCCAACGGGUGGAAGACUCAACACAUUCAGGGAGAGGGAUAGUCGUUCUUCGUCCUUGAAGGGUAGUUCUGUACCAGCUACGGCUUCCUCGCCUCAGCACAAUACCGCAAACACUAUUGAUACAACAUCUUGUUUUCUCUCCGACGACAAUGUAGAGGCGUGCCACUUCAUACCAGUUACACGCCCCUUAGUGGACUGUCGUGCAGCGUUUUAUGAGCACUCUGAAUCCACUCGAUGUAAGCAGAUGGAAUUUGAACGCCUAUUGCGCCUUGGCUUUUUUGGCGCGCAUGAAACCAAUGAACUGAGCAUCUCCUCAGCUUCUGUCUCUGGUGAGCACAGAGCCUUCUGGUUGUCGUAUUCAACCGCCUACUUUCGCAUGGCGCACGAGGUUGUACAGGAGGUGGAGCUUGGAACACUCAAUCCCACCAAUCAGUCGCUAUCCGCUGCUUCUACGCCGUCGAGAAACUCUCUCAAAGAGUCAGGUUUUGCAAGGACUACUGAAGAAUUGCAGCGACAACGUGAUUUUCUUCGGGAAUUAUAUCUUGCAAAGGUUCGGCCUCUAGUUCCUUAUUCCAUUCGCAAGCAGCUGGCUCUUCACGCCAAACGCUCCAGUGCAGUUUCACAUGAGGAUGUAUUGAAGGCUGUGAACUACGUUCUUGAUAUUUUUUUCCUCUUUACACGGUUACAAUUUCUUCGUUUUCUUGACGCAUCCUCUGGUCUCAGUUACUCUGCUUGUGUUCAAUUUUUAACCAAGCUACGUGAGCGUCUGCUUAAAUCGGAGGUGGCCGAGCCCUUUCUCGGUGUUGUGCUCGUCUUGAUGUUAAUCUCCACUGUUCACAUAACGUCCGCGCAACGUGCGAUGGAAACCGCUACUAGCGAGACAAGUUUUUUGAGACUCAAAGUACAGUGGCUCUUCUGUAGGUAUUUUCCGGCACUGGUUGUGGCCUUCCUUUCCGGGUCUCCGUUACAGUCUGUAGAGGAACUCCGGCACGCUCUUCUUGCAACAAGCCAGGAUGGCUCUCUUUCCAUGCUUCAGGCAUGUCCUGCCGCCAUUGUCGCAAUUCAAGAGCUCAUUUCGUACAACAAAAAAACUGCGGUGUUGUGGAGUGUCACGUUGAGUGAAGUGGUGAAUUUUGUGCUACAACAUUUGUCGCAAACAGACCGCGCAAAGCGCUGCAGCAGUUCUAUUACAUUUUUACUUUCGGAGCCCACGGCACUUGAUGAUUACAUGCAUGUAAGGUGGCCCACAGUGUUAGCUUCACUGCUGGAGGCAGUAAAUGUUGCGGUGGAGGAGAAGGAUUUACAGGAUGUGUCGCAUCCGCAAGGCGAAAUGAACGCACGCUCAAAGGAGUUCCAUGCUUUGGCAAUGAAGUCUGCCUUAGCGUCAGGUGGAAGCGAGUACGAGACCGUUUAUUUUAGCCUCCUCACUCUGGCGAAUAUGGAGUGUUUUACCGCGACGGAGCUUUCCUGGCUCCUUGCAGCCCUAGAAGACUCUUAUACUGCAGGCGGCCAUCCAAGCGCAAUGGACGCGUUUCUUUCUUGCACCGUCCGUGCAUCGCUGGCGCCAGCGGCACGUGAACUUCUCGACGUUCUUCGCGCGCUGAUGCGGGGUGGAAACAGGCCACUGCAACUGCAGGCUCUCAUGGAAUUCAAAGGAGUCAUGGGAGGGCAACAAAAGCCAGUGCCACCCAAAGGAACUCCAAUGGAGCCGUCGAGGGAGCCUUGA